AUGAAGGUUCUUGCUGCUGUUGUCUCCGCUGCCUCUGCGGUCGAGGUUGCGAACGAUGCCUGGACCCAAGUUGCCGCUGCUUACGGCGAUCUCUACGACGCUGUCUACGCCGCAUACGUUGAUAGAAAUUUCCGUGAUCACAAUGCUAGGAAGAAGGCCAAUCGACUUCGCGACUUCUACAACAAAGUCGAAAACUUCCCCGGCCGCGUCUCGGAUUCCUGCGUCGAAUUUGCCGGCUCCGGUGACCCCGACGCUUUUGUCCCUCCCUACUACGACAGCCCGGAUUACGGUGCACCCGGCGACCGAACUUUUCUUCUCAUGCGAGAGCCAAAUGGCAACAGAAUUCACUUUGUAGUCAAUCAUCCAACCAAUUCUCCGUCUUGGGCUCAUCAAAUAUAUACGGAUAUCGUCUGCACUGACGGUCAAUGGAGCACCUACACAGUCGAAGUCACGGAUGCUGGUAACGGAAAUGUCAACUACGUCGCAAGUGUCGACGGGAGCACCGUUAUGUCGGGAAGCUACGCCGCGGGGGGAUCGAAAUCCACCGGCGAUCUGACAGCACACGUCGCUGACAAUUACCAAGUAGGCCCCGCCUCUGCCUACAGAGUCCGAAACUUCUUUUACCAAACUCUUUAA
Oikopleura dioica is the source of this 636-nucleotide messenger RNA. Lineage: Eukaryota; Metazoa; Chordata; Appendicularia; Copelata; Oikopleuridae. The record is from the annotation of a GenBank genome assembly.